AUGGAGGCCGACGACCACGAUCUGGAGCACGACAGCACGUUUGGUGGCGACAGAGCCUCCCUCGCCAACAGCUCCACGAGUCUCAUAUCCGCCGUGACGAGGUACCAGUUCGAGCAUGGCCGCCGAUAUCAUGGCUACAAUGCUGGCAAGUAUCAUUUCCCGAACGAUGAGGAGGAGUUGAAUCGCAUGGAUAUAGAACAUCAUAAUCAGAAGCUGCAGCUGGACGGGAAGCUUCAUCUCUGUCCUUUGCAUGAUCCGAAAGAGGUACUGGACUUGGGUACUGGCACGGGAAUAUGGUGUAUAGACAUGGCAGAUGAGUAUCCAGACUGCCAGGUGCUGGGUACAGAUCUCUCGCCGGUGCAGCCUAGCUGGGCGCCGCCGAACUGUCGCUUUGAGGUCGAUGACUUUGAGCAAGAUUGGACCUUCGGCCACAAUCGCUUCGACAUGAUCCAUGGCAGAUUCCUGAUGGGCUCCAUCACCUCGCACGCCGAGCUCUACAAGAAAAUCUACAACGCCCUGAAGCCUGGCGGAUACUUCGAGCUCGCGGAAAUGGAAUGCGGGACCUUCUGCGACGACGAAACUGUACCUGCAGAUUCAGACAGCAACAAAUGGUGGAUGUGGCUAGAAGAAGCAUUCGCCAAGAUUGGCAAGCCGAUACCGAAGAUUGACGAGUUCCCAAAACUGCUUGAGGGCGCCGGCUUCGUCGAUGUCGUGUCCGAGAUGAAGAAGAGGCCUGUGAAUGACUGGCCGAAGGAUCCGCGGAUGAAGGAGAUUGGGAGGUACUCUUGCUUGAACUUCUUGGAAGGGCUGGAGGGCUUCACCAUGGCGCCUUUUACGAGAGUGCUUGGAUGGCAGCCGGAGGAGGCGCAGAUUCUGGUGGCCAAGGUGAAGAAGGAGACCUUGACCAGGCGGCUCCAUGGGUGGCAGAAGGGGGGAGUUUGCAUGGUAAUUUGA
Messenger RNA from Fulvia fulva, 954 nucleotides. Its product is annotated as Methyltransferase pytC. The record is from RefSeq and is a predicted model, not a curated record. The transcript has 3 exons. Lineage: Eukaryota; Fungi; Ascomycota; Dothideomycetes; Mycosphaerellales; Mycosphaerellaceae. Gene Ontology annotation, molecular function: methyltransferase activity. Bases 1 to 954 code for a protein of 317 amino acids.